This is a messenger RNA of Olea europaea var. sylvestris, 1088 nucleotides long. RefSeq lists its product as uncharacterized. Gene Ontology annotation, biological process: endoplasmic reticulum tubular network organization. Gene Ontology annotation, cellular component: endoplasmic reticulum tubular network. The coding region runs from base 116 to 943 and encodes 275 amino acids. The transcript is spliced from 3 exons. NCBI's taxonomy places the organism in Eukaryota, Viridiplantae, Streptophyta, Magnoliopsida, Lamiales, Oleaceae. The record is from RefSeq and is a predicted model, not a curated record.
AAAAGGUACUUAGAAAUUGAGUAACUCUCCUUUUUAAUGAAUCUAGAAAUGUUCUGAAAGGAUCUUUACAUACAUACUCAUCCCUGAGUGCACUUCUUUAAGGAAAGAUUGCCACAUGUCCUUUUUUAUCUUAGGUAAGAUAAGUGGGGUAAUUUUUUAUUUUAUUUUCACACACGAUUUCUUAGGUGAUCGGAAGGACCAGAAGACUUUGGAAAAGCUUCGAGCGGAGAGGCAAGAAAAAAUUGAUGAACUCAAAGAGAAGACAAAUUACUACACUACCCAACAGCUUAUACAGAGGUAUGACCCUGACCCAGCAGCCAAGGCAGCCGCUGCAAGUGUACUUGCAUCCAAGUUGGGCGCAGAUUCAGGUCUGAAAGUAUACAUGGGGGAAGAGAAUAUGAUGGACGCCCCUACUGGAAAGAGCAAUGAUGUGGAAGUUGCAAGGACUACCGGACUUCGUAACAGGAAGGCAUCUACCUCCAAAUUUGAAGGCCCAGAGACUGCAUCUGGGUACCAUCCUGAGGAAGGCAUGCUUAAUCAAGUAGAGUUUGAGGGCGGCGUUGAUGAUUUUUCUCAGCAACAUCAAUUGGUUGUUGAACAUCAUCCUCAAACAGGUGGAAUUUCACAAGAUGGGGGAUGGUUUGCUCGAAUCGCAGCAUUACUUGUGGGAGAGGACCCCACACAAUCUUAUGCACUUAUAUGUGGAAACUGCCAUAUACAUAAUGGGCUUGCGAGGAAAGAGGAUUUUCCAUACAUAACUUACUAUUGUCCUCACUGCAAUGCAUUGAAUAGGCCUAAACAAGUGGAUGAAGGGGUUCCGGGUGGAUCAAAUUCCCCAACACCAACAAGCGUGGACAAUACUGGGGCUGUCAGCAGUGGUUCCGUUGUUGAUGCGGUUUCUGCUAGCAGUACUCCGGGUGAAACAACAUUGGAAGGCAGUUGAAAAUUUGUGUGAAUGUGGAUUUGAGAGGUUACAAGUUAUAUUUCGUGAUUGUUGUGAGUGUAAGAAGUGUCUUUGUAAAACAUAUCUUUCAACAUAAAAUUUCAUAUACAUUUGCUCAACAGCCAAUAUUUUCAACUCUUUUGUU